Entamoeba invadens IP1 is the source of this 1872-nucleotide messenger RNA. RefSeq names its product splicing factor u2af large subunit, putative. Gene Ontology annotation, cellular component: U2-type prespliceosome; U2AF complex; nuclear speck. Gene Ontology annotation, molecular function: poly-pyrimidine tract binding; pre-mRNA 3'-splice site binding. The transcript has a single exon. The record is from RefSeq and is a predicted model, not a curated record. The coding region runs from base 1 to 1872 and encodes 623 amino acids. Lineage: Eukaryota; Evosea; Mastigamoebida; Endamoebidae.
AUGAGUGGGAGAGGUCCGCGGCGCCAUAGAUCAUCAAGUCGACAAUCGCGACACGAAUCGUAUAGCGAUCGACGCGAUGACUACAACGAUAGAGAUUACUAUAGAGAGAGACGGGACUAUCACGAACGACAUCGAGAUCGAUACGAGUCACACUACGACAAUAGACCACGAGACAGAUAUGACUCACCAAAGAGAAGGUAUUAUGACAAAGAAGACCGAUCGCCUCCUCGUCACGACGAGCGAAGGAAAGCAAGAAGUCCGUCACUCUCGCCACUUGGGAAAAAGAUCAAGAGUAGAUGGGACGAACAACCCGUUGCAGACGCUUCACUGCUCCAACAACAGUUGAAUGUACACCAAGAGAAAGGGAGCAGACGGGUGUAUGUUGGUAACAUUAAUACGACAACAACUGAACAAGACAUCGUCGAGGCUUUUAAUGACGCGAUGAGGCGAGGGGACUAUGUAGAUAAGAACGACAAGAGUGACAUUAUUGUGAGUACGGAAGUGAACUACGAAAAGUCGUAUGCGUUCAUCGAGUUCAGAACAUUUGACCAAGCAGUUAAAGCACUUUCCCUUGACGGACUCACUAUCAAAGGAGCAUCAGUGAAGGUCAGAAGGCCAAAAGACUUCAAUCCAGUACUCCCAUUCAUUAGCAGUUUGUCACAACUGAUGGAAGUUGGAACAACAAAACCCCGAGAUGGCGUGAUGUAUAUGGGGAACAUUCCACUUCAAAUGUCCGACGAACAAAUCCAGAAGAAACUUGAGAACUUGAACCCAUUGAAGAAGUACGUUGUAGUGAGAGACCCGAGUCUGGGUGCGCCACAAGGGAAAUGCUACUGUUUGUUUGAAUACCAAAACCCUGAAUACAAAGAUAAGGUCCUUGCGUUCAAUGGUAUUAUACUUGGUGGUGACAAAAUUGAAGUGUGUAGUGGGUUGGAGGGGUUUAAACACUUCCCGACUGCUGCUUUGAAUGAGUUGUGUAUGAAGAUGUUCCCCCAAAGAACGGAUAUCAUCACGGCAACACUACUGAACUCGAGUGUGGGAUAUUCGGAUGUGUUUGAACGGGUGCUUCAUAACAGUGAAGACUUGAGUCAAUACGAGUGUACCAGAGUUAUUGUGUUAUUCAACAUGUUCUUUCCCGAAGACUUGAAUAAUGAACAGAGAUAUAUUGAACUUGUUGAUGAUAUAAGAGAAGCGUGUAUUGCAUACGGGGAAGUUAUUUCUAUUAGUAUUCCAAGGCCUACAGAGACGAAUAAAAGACCGUCAGGAAUAGGAAGAGCCUUUGUCGAAUUUAAAGACGUUGAGAUGGCUAAAACGUGUUGGAGAGAAAUAGUGAAGAGGAGGUACGAUAAUCGCCAGAUCGUUGCUGGAUUUUACAGUGAGAGUAAGUACAACAGCCGAUCAUUUGGGUAUGUCACUGAGGAGAAAGAAGAUGAAGAAGAGAGAGUUGAGAAGGCAGAAAAGAAUGAACAACCAACAACGGAUUUAAAUAAAGAAGUCCCAAAACAAGACGACCUUUUUGUGCCAACACAGAACUCAUUGAAUCUAAUGGAAGAAGAGAAGAAAGAAGCAAAAGACGAGAAAAUCGAAGAACAUGAAGAUUUUUCACCCACAGAGAAAAUGGAAGAAGAUUUAAAGAACGUCGAGAGUGUGAUAAAGACUGAUUUGUGUCACAUGAAACAGGACAGUCCAAAAGUUUUAGAAGACAACGUUCAAAUAGAAGAAAUUACAUCUGAGAAACAUGAAACAAAAAUGGUCGAGGAAUGUAAACAAGAGAGUCAAGGACCAAAUGAGCUCUGUGUGAAUCAUCACGAAGAAGAUGAAGGCGAUGCGUUUGAGGCGAUUAAUGAUUUCAUUCAAUCCCCAAAGAAGUGA